This is a messenger RNA of Diaporthe batatas, 837 nucleotides long. RefSeq lists its product as uncharacterized. The record is from RefSeq and is a predicted model, not a curated record. Gene Ontology annotation, molecular function: lyase activity. The coding region runs from base 1 to 837 and encodes 278 amino acids. Lineage: Eukaryota; Fungi; Ascomycota; Sordariomycetes; Diaporthales; Diaporthaceae. The transcript is spliced from 2 exons.
AUGGGUUCAAGCGACGUGGCCCCGGCGCACGUGCCGGACUGGGUCGUGCCCCUAUCGACGGUCGCCCUUGGCGUCGGUGUGCUGUUCUGGAACGCGACCUACAUCCUCAUGACGCAACGGAGCCUGCGCACCAAGUCCUACCCCAUGCCGGUGCUAGGUCUCGCCCUCAACGUAUCGUGGGAGAUCGUCUACGCCCUCUACGUGUGCGAGGCCUUCCUCGAGACGGCCGGCUUCACAUUCUGGCUCAUCCUCGACAUCGGCCUGAUCUACACGACGGUCCGGUUCGCGCCGUACGAGUGGGAGCGGACCAGCAGCUGGGUCGGGCGCCACAUGGCCGCCAUCCUGGCCGUGAUGACCGCCGUCGGGUGCCUGGGCCACUUCGCAUUCGUGAGCUGGUGGCUAAGCAGGCCCGGGAUUGGCCACGGCGACAAGUCCGGCAAGUGGUACUUUGGCCAGGACCAGUAUGACACCACCGAGCUGGCCUACUGGUCCGCCGGUGUGGCCCAGAUGAUCGACAGUGUUGGGUCUCUUGCGAUGCUGUUGGUCAGAGGGCACUCUGGGGGCACAAGCUACGCCAUCUGGAUCUGCAGGACGAUCGGCACAGUCUCCGGUAUGGGUGUGUGCAAUGGCAUCCUGUGGUACUACUGGCCUGAAGCACAUGGCUUCUUCCUCAAUCCCCUCGGCAUGUUUUUGUGCGGCACGGCGCUUCUCUGCGAUUUGGUCUACCCAUUUGCGCUGUGGCAAGUCAGGAAGACAGAAGUUGCACUCCCAGACGGCAGGCUCGUGAGCCAAGAACAAUUCAAUCAUAUGCAGAUGACAGGCAAGAAGAGGCUUUGA